CCUACCUCUCCCUCUUUCGUUUCUGUCGAUCAGAUCAGAUCUGCUUCCGCUUCUCCCUUCUCCUUCUUCCCUCUCCCCCAUACCCCCAAACCUCUCGCGCUCGCUAAGGGUUUUCGGUACCCCCUUCCCCCACCCGCGCUUCCUCCUGCGACUCCUCCUCGCCCAUGGCCUCCGGAGCCCUAGAGGCCGCGGAGCCCCAAGGGGCGGCGGCUCCUCCCCCCAUCGAGGGCAAGGAGGAGCUCCCCGAGAAAUCAGAGGUGGAGGAGGCAGAUCAAGAGGACCGAGAGAUCGCCGCUCCGGAGGAGGAGGAGGAGGAGGAGGAGGCCGAGGCUUCCGACGAGGAGGCCGAGGCUUCCGACGAGGAGGCCUCGGCCAAAGAUGACGACGGGGACGACGCCCCGAAAGAGAAGGAGAGCGAGGAGAAUCCGAAAGGAGGGAGCUCCGUGGAGAAACAGGGGGUGCCCAAGAGGAGGAGGAAAUCGAGUGCGGCGAAGAAAGAUCCGGCGACGCCCGGAAUCGAGCGGUAUUCCGCUCCUGCCCUCGUCAGGACGCCCUCCAGCAAGGGCUUCUCCAUCGAAAAGGGUCGUGGUAUACGACUUAAGGACAUUCCCAAUGGUAUGUUUCCAGCUUUAAUUGUUUCCUCAUGGUUUACAGUGGGUUGAUGACCAUAGCCUAUUGCAUUCGUGUAUGAUUGGUUUCUUAUGUCUUUUUUUUUGCUAGACUAUAAUUGGUUAUAGGUUUCCAGUUGGAUCCAAUUGUUAACAAGGCUGCUUUAUACUUGUGAUGUGUUCUUAUAAAAUCAGAGUUUUGAGGUUUUAAAUCAGCUUGCGGUUGCAGUAGUUGUGGAUCCCAUUUAGAGUGUCAAAGGGAAGGUGGUGAUUGAUGCCUUCCGUUUGAUCAACCCACAAACCAUGAUGCUUGGCCAAGAACCCAGGCAAACAACCUCCAACCUUGGACAUCUCAACAAACCGUCCAUCCAAUUUCACUCAAAGAGUGUUGCGACUUGUCAUGGGAGAUAGAUUUUCGAGAAUUUCAGGGGAAUAACAGAAGAUUAUUUCUUUCUUCAGAAGGAGAUAUGCUCAUUUUACUGUAAACUUUUGUUAGCGCGAAUCCAGGUGCCCCACGGUAAUCAUAUAUCAGGACAAGUUCGUUUAACAAAUACUCCCUCUGUGGAGAUUAAUGGCAAUCACUUCCUUCAAGAGGUUACUAGAAGCAGAAGACCAGUGUAUGAUUUGGACUAGAGGAACUGUCUUGGUAUGUCAAAUCUGGGGACUUCACCUGCAACCAUUGACAUGAAGCUUUUGACAUGGAGAAGGUUAGAAGGUUUGGCUGCUAGACUUGGUGGGGCCAAGAACAUAUUCUGUGAACUUUUUUCUGAUAACAAGGUUGAGAACACCUUUUGGUUGGAUAGUUCCUCAAUUGAGAAGGUCUGUCUUGAAGAGGAAGAAUGUACCUUUCAGUUUGGUUCUUUGUUUAUGUCAUUCUUGUGGAAAAUGUAGAUGAAUGUAUUUCAUUUUCAUAUUAUUAUAAUAUUUUGAUGUUAUUAAGUGUUUAA
This is a messenger RNA of Syzygium oleosum, 1555 nucleotides long. RefSeq names its product DEK domain-containing chromatin-associated protein 2-like. Bases 165 to 662 code for a protein of 165 amino acids. The transcript is spliced from 4 exons. Lineage: Eukaryota; Viridiplantae; Streptophyta; Magnoliopsida; Myrtales; Myrtaceae. The record is from RefSeq and is a predicted model, not a curated record.